GCCAAAAGCCCAAUUUUCGCGUCGUCUGAACGACGCUGGCACGCCAUGACCUCGGCGGAGGCGCCACCAGACUCGGCCACGGCGGAGGUGCCGGACUCGGCGCCGCAGGCCGGCGCGGAUUCGGGCGCGGGGAGUGAGGUCAUCGAGGUGAAGGAAGAUGUGAAGGUCAUCGAUACGCCUGAGACGGCCGAGGUUGAAGUGGAAACGAACUCCGGUAAAGGCACCGGGGGCACCAAAGAAAGUGAAACGAGUGAAACUUCCGAAGGUGCAGUGGCACCAGCACCCAAGUCGCAUGCCGAGGGUGGACUUGGCUUGGACGAUAUGCCAAGAUCGAUUGGACAGCCCAAGGCCAUGUCCCCUGGAGACACCUUGAAGGAGCCACAGGUUCAAGUGGCCCCUGCGCCGGCUGCGCCGGCAACGCCGGCCGCGAAUCGUCGCCCUGCAGGGGUGCCAGUGGGAACGAAAGGAAUGGGCAAAAGUGCCGCGAAAGGGAAGGAUUGCAAAGAUGGCAAGGGGCCUGAAGGAGGAAAGCCAAAGACCGAUGUCGUUGUUCCUCCAGCAAAAUCCACAUACAAACAGGGCGGGCUCCGCACCACGGUGAACACACCGGAGACGCUGGUGACCGAAGCCGAUGAGGGCGAUGAGAUGGAUCCGGAGCAGUACAUGUACUACGCUCAACAGUAUGCUGCCCUGGCUCAGCAAUAUGCCGCCUAUGCCCAGUAUUGCGCGCAAUAUGCGCCGCAGGCGCAAGCCGCAGCAGGCCAAAAGCAGAUGCCUGCACCCACAAGUACUGCUGUGGCGCAACAGCAGCAACAGCAGCAGCAGGCAGCACAGCAGGGGCAGCAGAAGAACACACCCAUCAUGGUGACGCCGUACCGCCACAACUGGCUGAUCAGUGGUAGCCAUCGAGGCAACCAAGAUGGGGCCUGGUAUGAAGCCAUCAAAGGCGAUUUGGUCAAGACCUUCGGCACGUUGUCGCGCUAUGUGGGCGGCUGCCGUGCCUGUGCUCCAGUGCCAUGGUCCGAAGAAUGAGUUCGCUGCACACAUCGCGGCUUCGCUGGCCGCGUGCUGCGUGCAGCGGGCCAGCGAAAUUAGGAUGUGAAGAAUCUUCGAGUAGUUAGUUGCUGCUUUUGCAGCUCAAGACAAUCGCAGCCUACAUUGUUCCGCUGCAGUUGGUCAUGCGCUGUUGGGAAAAGAAUGGUGCUGCAACAACUGGGGGGUUGCCGCUUUGACACGGAACGGGUGUGAGCUAUUGCCGAAUCCCCCAAAAAAGGUGCAGCUCCAAAGUCUAGGGAUUUUCGAGGCAGAGGACACA
This is a messenger RNA of Cladocopium goreaui, 1315 nucleotides long. The record is from the annotation of a GenBank genome assembly. NCBI's taxonomy places the organism in Eukaryota, Dinophyceae, Suessiales, Symbiodiniaceae.